Alternaria infectoria is the source of this 3153-nucleotide messenger RNA. RefSeq lists its product as uncharacterized. Gene Ontology annotation, biological process: carbohydrate metabolic process. The record is from RefSeq and is a predicted model, not a curated record. Gene Ontology annotation, cellular component: extracellular region. The coding region runs from base 1 to 3153 and encodes 1050 amino acids. Gene Ontology annotation, molecular function: chitinase activity. The transcript has 3 exons. Lineage: Eukaryota; Fungi; Ascomycota; Dothideomycetes; Pleosporales; Pleosporaceae.
AUGUCUCCCUCAACCCUCACUCGCGCUGCUUUCGCAGCUGGACUCCUUGUCUCUAGCGUCGCUGCGACUUACGACGCUGCCGCCAAGACGAACAUUGCUAUGUACUGGGGACAGGGAUACGAUCAGAUCCCACUCAUCGAUGUUUGCACUGACCCUAACGUCGACAUUGUCAACAUCGGCUUUCUGAACCGAAAAGUCAUCAACUCGUUCCCUACAGUGCGAGGCGCAUACCCCGGAAGCAACCAUGCCAACGCGUGUGGUAGUGAUGUAUAUUACGAUCCGGUCUUGAAGCAGAACAGCACUCUAUACAGUUCAUGCCCCGGCAUAGAGGAGGCUAUCAAUGCUUGUCACAGGAGGGGCAAGAAGGUCAUGCUCUCUAUCGGAGGUGGCUGGCCUACGAACUACUACCUCAAGGACCAGGACGUCGCCGAAUGGACCGCCGAGUUCUUGCUCGGUGCCUACGGCAAGGUUACCCCUGAGUGGAAGGCCGCCGACAAGCCGCGCCCGUUCGGUGACGCGUUCGUGGACGGCUUUGACAUGGACCUUGAAGCGCAAUUCUACGACAUGCCUGGAGGCGAUGAGAAAUUCAUCUACGCCAACUACGAAUUCUUCGGCAACUACGUCAAGAAAUACUCGAGCAUGCUCCUCUCUGCCGCUCCUCAGUGCAUCGUCCCUGAUGCGAGGAUCUCCCCAAUAAUGAAGAAGUUGAAGUUCGACAUGAUCUUCACUCAAUUCUACAACACUUGGGAGUGCUCUGCUGCCAAGGAAGUCGAGGACAAGAAGAACGGAAAGCCCAGCACCUUUACCUUCGACAAAUGGACCAGCGAGAUCAGGAAAUCGAUGAACCCCGGCGCCAAGUUCUACAUCGGAUUGCCUGCCGGUCCUGCUGGUCUCCCUACCCACAAGGAGCACUAUGUCUCGCCUGAAGAUGCAGACUACUUGCUUGGGUUCUACAAGACCCACCCCAACUUUGGUGGUGUUAUGCUAUGGGAAGCGACUGUCUCUGUCGAGAACCCAACAUACGGCCAAUCAUUCGGUACUUGGAUGAAGAAGUCUCUUGACGGAACGUUCAAGAAGGAUUUCCACCCUGUUGUGUCUUCCAGCACUCUGUCCUCGUCGACCGUUACCCCGACUUCGACCAAGCUAUCAUCCUCCAGCACUCUCGUCUCGUCUACGAUGGUCUCGUCUUCCACUCCCAUCUCCAGCAGCGCCGUGACUUCCAGCACCCCUGUCUCCAGCAGCAUGGUCUCCUCCAGCACUCCUACUCCCAGCAGCAUGAUCACCAGCAGCAGUGCUUCGUCUUCUGGCUACGCUACCUCUUCAAGCGCGGAGUCUUCGUCUGCUUACCCCACCUCGAGCUCAGCUUCCAGCAGCAGCUCCGUCCACGUUUCUUCCAGCUCAUCCGUCGCAGAGUCGUCUUCUGUCGCCUCCAGCUCUUCUUCCGUCCAGGAGAGCAGCUCAGUCUACAGCGAGAUGCCCACUGCCAGUGAGAGCGCCAGCUCCGUUGCUACCGUCAGCAGCACCAUGAUCGAGCCCUCGUCCAUCGCUACAAUCUCUGCAUCUGCCUCCAGCAGCGAGUCAGUCUACGUUCCUCUCCCGACUGAGACUAUCACUGCCAGCUCCGUCGAGUCUGUCAGCAGCAGCAUGAUUGAGUCGUCUUCCGUCCCUGAGAUCACGGCUACUGUCAGCGCCAGCUCGGUAUACGAGAGCUCCAGCUCCAUCGGAUCUGCCAGCAGCAGCUUGAUUGAGUCGUCUUCCGUCCCUGAGAUCACCGCCACUGUCAGCGCCAGCUCGGUAUACGAGACUUCCAGCACCAUCGAGACCGUCUCCAGCACCCUCAUUGAGCCGUCAUCUGUCGCCACGAUCUCUGCUUCCGAGACCGCCAGCAGCUCCGUCUACGUUCCUUCCCCGAGCAAGACCUCUGCUUCCAGCGAAGUGUCCUCGUCGGCCUCAAGCUCCAGCGACAUGUACCCUACUGGUUCAGUCUCUGCGUCCACCCCCGAGGCUGCGUCUUCUACCCCAUACGUGCCUUCCAUGGAGUACAGCAUGUCAUUCUCUGCCGUUUACCCAUCCGAAGUCCAUUCGUCUGUUGUCUACUCAUCUGGUGUAUACUCCACCGCAUCGCCGAUGUACCCCACCGACACUGUCUCUGCUACAUACCCUGCUGAGAGCUCCAAGGGCUCUGUUGCAUCCAGCACUGGCCACGUGAGCAUCCCAUCCGUAACGGAGAAGCCUGAGUACCCCGAGUCUUCCAAGGUUCCCGCCGGCUCCACCACCUCAGUCGUCACAACUACCUACGUCGAUGUCUGCCCCACUGGCUUGACCACCGUCACCACCACCUACGUUGCGACCGUCUGCACCAAGUGCGCAAAGCCCACCGGCUCGACCGACGUACCUGAGGGCUGGACCACCAGCGUCUACACUGCCAGCACUGUCACCGUGACCAUCACCAAGCCCAUCGCUACCGCCACCAACGUGCCCGCAUACCCAUCAUCUGCUCCUUCUGUCGCAUACCCUGCAGACUACCCGGCUAAGCCAAUGUCUUCAGGCAAGCCUGCAUACCCUGCCGUCCCUGAGGCAUCUAUGCCCGCGUACCCUGCGGUUCCUAAGCCCUCCAAGUCCGCCGAGUACCCGGCCGUUCCUGAGGCGUCUAUGCCCGCAUACCCUGUUGCGCCUGAGGCUUCCAAGGCUGCCGAGUACCCCGCUGUUCCUGAAGCAUCGAUGCCCGCAUACCCUGUCGCUCCUGAGGUUUCCAAGGCUGCCGAAUACCCCUCCGUUCCUGAAGCUUCCAAGGGCGCUGAGUACCCAUCUAUGCCCGAGGCCUCCAAGGCCGCAGAGUACCCUGCCAUGCCCGAGUACCCCAAGAAGCCAGUCGAACAAGAGGCUACUAGCACCAUGUACAUGACCCUCACCAAGGUCGCAAUGUCCACCUACACUCCUGCUCCUUAUCCAACUGCUGGAGGUGCUCCUUACGUUCCCGCCGGCCCUGCCAUGAACGGUACCAGCAUGUACGCGCCUAUGCCUACUGGUACUGGUAAGCCUACCAUGUCUUCCCAGUACAUGCCGCCUGCAGAGUUCGAGGGCGCUGCUAGCCGUGUUGGGGCUGGAUUCAUGAUGCUUGUUGGUGUUGCCGGUGCUGUUCUACUUUUCUAG